This is a messenger RNA of Microthlaspi erraticum, 1491 nucleotides long. Lineage: Eukaryota; Viridiplantae; Streptophyta; Magnoliopsida; Brassicales; Brassicaceae. The record is from the annotation of a GenBank genome assembly.
AUGAUCUCCGAUAUGCAACCUCUGGAUCUCAACGACGAGAAGGUACGCAAAGCUUGUUUGAAAACAAGGGAAUUGAAUAUUCCCGAUCGAAAGACACUGCCGGUGCUGACGAAGCUACUGAAAGAGAGUGGUGGGAAUUGGCAUAUCAUAAGAUUGGAUAACUAUUCCGCAUUGAUCGAUGCUAUUUACUCUCUUGAAGAAGAGAAGACGCAGAGUGAAGCUUCAUCAUACAAUGGCAAUAGAGGGAAGAGUGUUGUGGUCAUUGACUCUCCUCCUACUCUGAAGCAAAGUGAAGGCUCGUCUAAUGGCAAUAGAGGGAAGAAUGUUUUGGGCACUGACACUGCUGCUGCUGCUCUGAAAAAGAAAUAUGAAACCCGUUCUGCAAUCACCGGCUCGUCCACUGAGCUAGUCCAGAAGCCUCGCAAGAGGAAGUUUAAAAUUGUUUCUGACAUAACGAAAGGUUCGGAGAGCGUUCAGAUAUCUCUGGUUGAUGAAGUUGGGACUGAGAAAGUGCCCAAGUUCACUUACAUCCCUCACAACAUCGUCUACCAAAGUGCUUACCUGCAUGUGUCUCUGGCUCGGAUUUGCGAGGAAGAUUGUUGCGCAAACUGCACUGGAGACUGUCUCUCGGCCGACUUUCCAUGUGCUUGUGCUCGUGAAACCAGCGGAGAGUAUGCUUAUACGAAAGAAGGGUUGCUCAAGGAGAAGUUUCUGGACACUUGUCUUGAGAUGAAGAAGUCACCAGAUAAAUUCGAUAAGGUUUACUGCCAAGACUGCCCUUUAGUGAGAGAUCACGAAAGGGGCACACAAGGCAAAUGUGAAGGACACUUGAUCAGAAAGUUCAUUAAGGAAUGCUGGAGAAAGUGUGGAUGUGAUAUGAUGUGUGGAAAUCGAGUGGUGCAGAGAGGGAUAAGGUGCCAACUGCAGGUUUACUAUACAAACGAAGAGAAGGGAUGGGGUAUAAGAACACUGCAAGACUUGCCGAAAGGAACCUUUGUCUGUGAAUACAUUGGUGAAAUAUUGACCAACACGGAGUUGUACGAGCGGAAUUUAAGAUCUACUAGUGAACGCCACACAUAUCCUGUAACUCUGGAUGGAGACUGGGGUUCUGAAAAGGAAUUGAAAGAUGAAGAAGCUCUCUGCCUGGAUGCCACAACCUGUGGAAAUGUCGCUAGAUUCGUCAAUCACAGAUGUGAGGAUGCAAACUUGAUUGAUAUUCCGGUAGAAAUAGAGACUCCUGACAGACAUUAUUAUCAUAUUGCCUUUUUUACCAUACGAGAUGUGAAGGCCAUGGACGAAUUGACAUGGGAUUACAUGAUAGACUUCAGUGAUGAGAGUCAUCCAGUAAAGGCGUUUAAGUGUUCGUGCGGAAGCGAAUUAUGCAGAGACAAAAUUACAAGAGGAUCUCGAGGCAAGUCUAUGGAAAGAAGAAAGAUUGUUCCUUCUAAAAAACAACCAGGUCCCAAAGCGAUGGCAUUAAGGCGCAAAUGA